Messenger RNA from Mya arenaria, 3105 nucleotides. RefSeq lists its product as uncharacterized. The coding region runs from base 19 to 3105 and encodes 1028 amino acids. The transcript has 24 exons. The record is from RefSeq and is a predicted model, not a curated record. NCBI's taxonomy places the organism in Eukaryota, Metazoa, Mollusca, Bivalvia, Myida, Myidae. Gene Ontology annotation, molecular function: serine-type endopeptidase activity. Gene Ontology annotation, biological process: protein processing. Gene Ontology annotation, cellular component: trans-Golgi network; Golgi membrane.
AGGCUUGCUCAAAGCUACAUGAUGUAUCCAGCAUCGCCUCUCAAACCACAAUCUGCUGCAAAUGGCAGCGACGAACAACAGGCUGAUCAAUGGAAUGCAUCUAACGACAUGCUCCUUUGUCCACCCUAUUUUGACAAAGCGCUUGGAAUUGACGACUCAUGGAUUAGACGUGGAAUUGUUGUGGGAGUUCCAGACGCUGGUAUCAAUGCGAACAACACGUUUAUACGAGGAAACAUGAUAGAAAGGCUUGCUCAAAGCUACAUGAUGUAUCCAGCAUCGCCUCUCAAACCACAAUCUGCUGCAAAUGGCAGCGACGAACAACAGGCUGAUCAAUGGAAUGCAUCUAACGACAUGCUCCUUUGUCCACCCUAUUUUGACAAAGCGCUUGGAAUUGACGACUCAUGGAUUAAAUAUAAUGUCACUGGACGUGGAAUUGUUGUGGGAGUUACAGACGCUGGUAUCAAUGCGAACAACACGUUUAUACGAGGAAACAUGAAAUCGGAUUUGUCCUACAACUUUGUAGAUAACAUCACACAAACAGGUCCUACCAGUUCAUUAAGAACAGGUCAUGCGAUUGCGUGUGCCGGACUCAUCGCUCGCCCAAAGACGGGUGAUACAUGUGUUCCUUGUGGAAUAGGUGUUGCACACGGAGCAAAAGUGGCAGAUUUGCAGAUUGCAAGGAGAGGAGAAAGAACUUGGAUGAUUCAAGGCAUGGACUCUGCUAUUAUUUCAAGGGCGUUAGCUUUUAGACGUGAUGCUAUACAGAUAUAUUCAAAUAGUUGGGCUCCACCAAGAGCGUUUAUGAAAUCAGACUUCUAUGUGGAAGAGGUUCUGACUGAAGGAAUGAACAAAGGUCGGCACGGUCUUGGUACAGUUUACGUUUUCCCAGCCGGACAACCUGGAUCUGGUUUUGCAAAUCAUAUUGCAAGCAUUACCGUUGCCUGUUUAGGUGUCAAUGGUUCCGUCGCUGAUGUUAGCGCAGUCAAUGCUGCGACACUCGUGUCUGUGUUUUGCAACGGUAGAAAGAGAAAGGAUCAACGAAUGAUAACAGUCGGAGAAGACGAGACAAUGUGUGGCACAAGCAUCGCCGGUGAAUCUGCUGCAACGGCAAUUGUUUCUGGAAUGAUUGCUCUUCUGUUGGAGGCAAACCCUGUCUUAUCAGCAAGAGAUGUGAAACAUAUAUUAAUUGAAUCAAGCAGCCAUCUAGGGAUACAAGCAACUUCUGAAUUUAUGCACAACAAAGAUGGAAAAUAUUAUCAUCCCAAUUUGGGAUUCGGCCUGCCUGACUGUAACCAGAUGAUUGGACUGGGAAGACACUGGAAACAAUUAAAACCAUUAUGCACAGAACCAGUUAUGUUUUCGAAAGAGAAUUAUCACGACAAAGAUCAAGAUUGGUACGUUCGAGUAUUGGCCGACAAUACGUUCUGUAACAUAACAGCAUGCAUAGAGAAGAUGGAAGAAGUCCUGUUUAAAAUUGAGUUCGUAUAUUCAGAACAGCAUCACAUGAAACUCUUGGCUAAAUCGCCUAGUGGAACUGAAUCAACUUUAGCAAACAUGAAACCUUUUGAAAAAGGGGAUAAAGCGAGACAUGUCCGAAAUACGUUCCGGUCCAACCACUUUUGGGGAGAGGACAGUGAAGGUCGCUGGCAAAUUUACAUUGGUUGCAAUUUUUCAGCGGCCUACCCUUUUCCAGCCGAUGAUUGUCAUUUGGCUAACGCACGUUUAGUUAUACAUGGUACGAUAGGAACUGGAAAUACACAGCAAUAUCGCAAUGCGGAUAUAUAUCAAGAGGUUGCUGUAGACAGCAAUGAACUUCCUUCAAAUGCUUCAGAUCGAACACAGAUAGAAAGGCUUGCUCAAAGCUACAUGAUGUAUCCAGCAUCGCCUCUCAAACCACAAUCUGCUGCAAAUGGCAGCGACGAACAACAGGCUGAUCAAUGGAAUGCAUCUAACGACAUGCUCCUUUGUCCACCCUAUUUUGACAAAGCGCUUGGAAUUGACGACUCAUGGAUUAAAUAUAAUGUCACUGGACGUGGAAUUGUUGUGGGAGUUACAGACGCUGGUAUCAAUGCGAACAACACGUUUAUACGAGGAAACAUGAAAUCGGAUUUGUCCUACAACUUUGUAGAUAACAUCACACAAACAGGUCCUACCAGUUCAUUAAGAACAGGUCAUGCGAUUGCGUGUGCCGGACUCAUCGCUCGCCCAAAGACGGGUGAUACAUGUGUUCCUUGUGGAAUAGGUGUUGCACACGGAGCAAAAGUGGCAGAUUUGCAGAUUGCAAGGAGAGGAGAAAGAACUUGGAUGAUUCAAGGCAUGGACUCUGCUAUUAUUUCAAGGGCGUUAGCUUUUAGACGUGAUGCUAUACAGAUAUAUUCAAAUAGUUGGGCUCCACCAAGAGCGUUUAUGAAAUCAGACUUCUAUGUGGAAGAGGUUCUGACUGAAGGAAUGAACAAAGGUCGGCACGGUCUUGGUACAGUUUACGUUUUCCCAGCCGGACAACCUGGAUCUGGUUUUGCCAAUCAUAUUGCAAGCAUUACCGUUGCCUGUUUAGGUGUCAAUGGUUCCGUCGCUGAUGUUAGCGCAGUCAAUGCUGCGACACUCGUGUCUGUGUUUUGCAACGGUAGAAAGAGAAAGGAUCAACGAAUGAUAACAGUCGGAGAAGACGAGACAAUGUGUGGCACAAGCAUCGCCGGUGAAUCUGCUGCAACGGCAAUUGUUUCUGGAAUGAUUGCUCUUCUGUUGGAGGCAAACCCUGUCUUAUCAGCAAGAGAUGUGAAACAUAUAUUAAUUGAAUCAAGCAGCCAUCUAGGGAUACAAGCAACUUCUGAAUUUAUGCACAACAAAGAUGGAAAAUAUUAUCAUCCCAAUUUGGGAUUCGGCCUGCCUGACUGUAACCAGAUGAUUGGACUGGGAAGACACUGGAAACAAUUAAAACCAUUAUGCACAGAACCAGUUAUGUUUUCGAAAGAGAAUUAUCACGACAAAGAUCAAGAUUGGAGCAACUUACUGCCCACUUCCGGGGAGGACUUACUGCUCUCUUCCGGGAGCAACUUACUGCCCACUUCCGGGGACGACUUACCGCCAACUUCCGGGGGCGACUAA